AGCUUUUGGUCGAAAUUUUUACUAUGGCAGUGUCGACCAGUGGUCGGGUUGACUAUCCUUUCGUCCUCUCUGUUAUUUGUAAACGCUGGCGUUCUAUAAUGAUCAACUAUCCACCUCUAUGGACGCGCCUCUACAUUACCGAAUGCUCGCCAGAUUACAGCCCGGCUGCCACAGCGUCCAUCCUCGACCUCGACUUGGGACCUCAAGUGAUCUUCCCUCGAGUGGCUUCAUUUCUUGAACGUUCGUCGGAGCUUGACAUCGAAGUAAUCAUUCGCAUAGGAUCGGCACCGUUCUACGAUGCUACGAGUCUUCAGCCAUCACAUACGGUCUUCACCGACAAGCACUUUCUCAGCCUCUCUCACCUGCCUCGUUCAACAUGCACGUCGCAUCAAACACUUCUCCAUGGAUACAGGAUUUUGGAGCUCCCAUGUCAACGCCUUAUCUGCUUUCCGUAACGUACCCAUGUCCCGCCUGCAAAAUUUCGAGAUCUGCCACCGGUCGUCGAGCCACGUUGCUUUUGAAGAAGACUUCGAAGACGAUCUGCAGGCUGGAGAGAUCGACGUCCUUCAGCAUCCUUCAAUUUCAUCCACCGCUGACCAGAUUGUGUGGAACCAAUACAUGUACCCAUCCCUCAAAGUGUUGGAUUUGUCCGGCGUUCCCUUCCGUUGGCAUCUCUUCUGCCCCCGGAAUCUUACCAGACUAUGUCUCCGAUUUCAGCCAUUUGAGGAACGGCCGUCGGCCUCCAUUUUGCGCGAUAUCCUGGCAGGGAGUGUAGAUACCAUGGAGAUUCUGGAGCUCAACGGUGUCAUCUCCACCGACACGUCUCCGAAUGUGUUUGGCCUUACUAACAAGCGGCUCACUCUUCCCCGUGUCCAUAAAUUUACUCUCGGGUACACCACCCCGCAAGAAGUUGGACUUCUGCUCCGAUAUCUUGACCUCCCUGCCGUCCGCAACCUGACAAUCAAUAACCUCGAGGCUGUUUGGUGUACAGAUUCCACCGACGUUAUUGAGAGCAUCAUCGAGCACUUCCCCUUGUGCCAGAUUGACACGCUCACGCUCGACCGUGUUUGUCAUGGAGAUCACCGCGCGAACACCCAUACGACGUCGACUGUUCAUACCGACUCCACGAACAACGAAAGGAUCUAUGACGAAGACAAGCUUCCUGUCAACCUGAGGUUUAUUCGUCGACUCACCGCGCUCAGGCACCUAUACCUGUAUUCUCCUUGCGGCGUAUUCAUGGAGUACUUUAACUACCCCAUAAAUCUCAAUGACUUGACUGAUAGAGUCCAUGUUGGUCGUGCUCUGAACAUGUCCGAUCUUGAGACGUGGUGUCUCUCCGUGUCAAGCAAAGCACUUUGCGUUCGGCCUGGGAAGAACGUAGGGACAUUCCUUCGUAAGCGCCUGGAGUGCUGGAUUGUGGACGGAGUGUACAAAGGACCUGAUAUAACGAAAGUAGAUCUUCGGUUGUCGAGGGGCAUAAGGAAUGAGAUCCGGGACCUCGAAGCACUAAUGCCACGGACAUGGAAGGUGUCUUGCAUAGAGUAGGGCGCAAAUAUCGGAUUAAUCUGCCUGCUGCAAAGAACAGUCCCACUUGUAUAGUACUC
Molecule: messenger RNA, 1604 nt
Organism: Desarmillaria tabescens
Lineage: Eukaryota; Fungi; Basidiomycota; Agaricomycetes; Agaricales; Physalacriaceae
Exons: 1
Coding region: 298-1545 (415 amino acids)
Source: RefSeq, a predicted model, not a curated record